AUGUCGGAGGAUAUGCUGCGAAAGCCCACACCUGGUCGUCGUCUCAUGCACUGGUUUAACAACACCAGUAGUCUCCUGGAUCUCCAUGACGAUAUGUUUAGUUCCACCCUCAGUAAAGACUUCCUGCAGGCCUCCGACGAGGAACUCAAACAGGCCUACCUUCAGUGGAAUGCAAAGGUGAUUUCCAGCGUGCCGAAAGAACGCCUUCUUGUUUUCAAAGCCCAAGACGGUUGGAAACCUCUGUGUGACUUUCUGGGAUUGGAAGAGCCCGUCGGUCUGGACUAUCCCCACGCCAACCGGAGAAUGGAAAUGGCACAGGUACUCAGUGCCCAAAUAAAAAGAGGACACCAGCUGAAUUGUCUUAUCCUCCUUCUGGCCGGUGGCAUGCUCCUCCUCUCUGCCGUGGUGUUCUGCCUGAAACGUGAUUGA
Messenger RNA from Dibothriocephalus latus, 429 nucleotides. Lineage: Eukaryota; Metazoa; Platyhelminthes; Cestoda; Diphyllobothriidea; Diphyllobothriidae. The record is from the annotation of a GenBank genome assembly.